AAUCACUGAGGCAUAUGAAGAACGCAUUUUUGUUAAUUUUUUCUAUUCUUGUUGUUAUUACAAAAGCUUAUAAUAAUCAAUGUAAUGAUAAUAUUGUUGAUUACUGGGGACAAAACUCUUAUGGCGCUGCUAAUAUGAAUGAUGUAUCUGGCUGGCAACAACCAUUAAAAUUCUAUUGUGAUGACGACACUAUUGAUGUUUUUCCCAUUGCAUUCUUAACUCAUUUUACCGGUGUAGGCGGCAAACCUCAAAUCAACUUGGCAAAUUAUUGUAAUAGUGUUGACAACGGAACUUUUCCAGGAACCAAUUUAGCUAAAUGUCAAAAUAUCGCAUCUGAUAUUAAAUAUUGUCAAAGUAAAGGUAAAUUAGUUACCUUAUCUUUUGGUGGAGCUACUGCUGGUGUAGGAUUUCAAUCAGAUAAUCAAGCCUCUGACUUUGCUGACACCAUUUGGAAUCUUUUUCUUGGUGGUAAUUCUGAUAGUCGUCCAUUUGGCAACGCUAUUCUUGACGGUAUCGAUCUCGACAUUGAGGGUGGUGGACCUAACCAUUAUGUAACCUUCCUUAAUAAAUUGAAUUCCUAUUUUAAGUCUUCUAGUAAAAAAUAUUAUGUAACGGCUGCUCCUCAGUGUGUAUACCCUGAUGCCAAUCUUCAGAUUACUUUAAAUGGAUACCCAUUUGAUGCUGUUUAUGUUCAAUUUUACAACAAUCCUUGUGGGCUUCAGAACUUCAAUACACCAUCACAAUGGAACUUUGGUAUAUGGGAUCUAUGGGCUCGCACUAUCUCUCCUAACCCUGAUGUUAAAAUAUACAUUGGUGCCCCUGCCAGUAGUUCUGCUGCAGGUGGAGGAUAUGUUUCUGCUGACACACUUGCUAGUAUUGCUAUCAAGACUCGAGAUAGUUUUCCUAGUUUUGGGGGUGUUAUGUUCUGGGAUGCUUCUCAAGCUUACAUGAAUAAUCGCAUUGAUUCUGCUUUAAAGAAUGCUCUUAAAUCAGGAAGGAGAUGUAAUAAUAACUUCAUAUAUCCAGCAUGCACUGCACCAGUCUGGAUGUCUGGAAAUAACUAUCCUAGUGGAAGUCGAGUUUCUUACAAUGGCUAUAUGUGGGUUGCUAAAUGGUUUGCUAGCUCAGCACCCUCUAGUGAUGUAAAUGGUGAUUGGUCUCCAGUAAGCGCAUGCUCUAGUAAUGGAGGAGAUGUGACUACAACUACAAAGACGAUUGUUACUACAACUACUAGUAAUAAACCUUCAACAACAACAACAACAACAACUACUACUACUACUACUACUACUACUACCGCCAAGACAACCACUAGUACAACUAGCAUUGCUACUCCUACUAAUGGUUGCUCUGGUGUUAGUUCAUGGUCUCCCACUACGACUUACACUGCAAAUGAUAAAGUUAUCUACCAAGGCUCAGUCUGGAAAGCUAAGUGGUGGACAUAUAAUGAUACUCCUGGAGGUUCGAAUAUAGUUUGGGAGAAAUUAGGUGUCUGUUCUACUACUCUGUCUUCUAGGUCUUUACAAAUUCCAAUUCAUAAUAGUAACUGUACACAUUAUUUAAGAUGGAAUAGUGCUCGAACCUAUAUUACUGGUUCCAAAGUUGUUUAUAGGGGUUCUAUGUACACUGCUACACGUUCAACUACUAAUGAACUUCCUAAUAGUUAUUCCAAAGCUUGGAAAAAGGAUUUUGAAUGCUCGAAAAAGGAAAAAUAAUCUUGCAAAAAAAAAAAAAAAAA
This is a messenger RNA of Cokeromyces recurvatus, 1735 nucleotides long. Its product is annotated as glycoside hydrolase superfamily. Gene Ontology annotation, biological process: carbohydrate metabolic process. Bases 15 to 1712 code for a protein of 565 amino acids. The record is from RefSeq and is a predicted model, not a curated record. The transcript has 15 exons. Lineage: Eukaryota; Fungi; Mucoromycota; Mucoromycetes; Mucorales; Mucoraceae. Gene Ontology annotation, cellular component: extracellular region. Gene Ontology annotation, molecular function: chitinase activity; carbohydrate binding.